Molecule: messenger RNA, 1045 nt
Organism: Harpegnathos saltator (Jerdon's jumping ant)
Lineage: Eukaryota; Metazoa; Arthropoda; Insecta; Hymenoptera; Formicidae
Product: protein THEM6
Exons: 3
Coding region: 135-731 (198 amino acids)
Source: RefSeq, a predicted model, not a curated record
GGAGUACCGUAGACGUUCAGUCUUCUGCUGACCGUAGCAAGACGUGCGUCGAGUCGUGCUGCUCCGCGAAUAUCGAGAGACAGCAAAAGGCCAGCGAAAAGAGAGGAAGAGAAAGAACCGCACAGACGACGACGAUGGUGUGUUUCUUUUGCGUGGCGGCGAUCGCCAUUCUCUACGUCUUAUUUGACGUGAAUUAUUUCUUGAGAAUCUUCUCCACUAUUAUAUGGGGUAGACUCUUUGACAAGAGGAAGAAACUUUUCGACACGACCACGAUUUAUGGCAUUUGUUUCACUCAGGACGUCGACCUGGUUCUGAGGCACAUGAACAAUGCGAGGUACUUGCGCGAGUUGGAUUUCGCGCGCUUUUACUUUUACGAUAGGUCAGGAAUCUAUAACAGCAUCGUGAAGAAAGGAGGUAGUGCUGUACAGGGUGCAUCUACCAUAAGAUACCGCCGAGCGAUUCCUAUCUUCACGCCGUACAAGAUCACCACGAAGCUCAUUUAUUGGGAGGACAAACACUUCUACGUGGAGCAACAGUUUAUCAGUCUCAGCGACAACUUUAUCCGUGCCGUUGUAUUAAGCAGACAGACUGUAACCGGAUUAAAAAUCCCGGUGCAGGAUAUAGUAGCUGACAUCGAACCGGAAGUACAGCGACCCGCACCCACUAAGGAGCUUCAGCUAUGGCUGGAUUCCAUGGAAGAGUCAUCUCAGCAUUUGAAAAAGCAGAGAUAAGAAGAUAUGAUCUGUGUUCCGUUGCAUAUUACUCGAUAUAUUACAUUGUUAUCUAUCGAUGCAAUUAUUUAUGUGCGUUAUUAUACCCGCGAUGUAAUUAUUCAAGGAAGUUACGUUCUGGGUGCGCCUUACGGCUAAUUAUCUGCUGGGUCUCUCUCGCUGAAAUGUCGUGGCACGUAACAAAUUGAUAAACUGGGUCGACCCACGCGAUUACGAUUACAAUUUUCUUCACCUUCACGACUUUCGCACAAGAGUGUAUCAUGAAUCAUUUGAUUUCGUGCAAAUGUAAUACAGAGUUUUGUUCUUGAGUUCAA